Molecule: messenger RNA, 687 nt
Organism: Xenopus tropicalis (tropical clawed frog)
Lineage: Eukaryota; Metazoa; Chordata; Amphibia; Anura; Pipidae
Product: aquaporin-4
Exons: 4
Coding region: 1-687 (228 amino acids)
Biological process (GO): transmembrane transport
Cellular component (GO): membrane
Molecular function (GO): channel activity
Source: RefSeq, a predicted model, not a curated record
AUGGUCAUCAGAGAGGAGCUGAGAAGAUGUCGCUUCUGGCGAUUGGUACUGGCAGAAACUCUGGGAACGUUCAUGUUGGUGACUGUGGUGCUGGGCUCCUCCUGCCUUGGCUUGCGAGUAUCUCGAUCAGAUUCCCUCCUUCCAGCACUGGCUGCAGGAUUUACAGUCGUGAGUCUGGUGCAGUGUUUUGGGGAGAUAAGUGGCGCCCAGUUAAAUCCAGCUAUUACAUCUGCCCUGGUAUGUGCACGGAAGCUGGACUUGCUCCAUGGAAUGGCUUUUGCUGUGGCCCAGUGUGUUGGUGCUACAUGUGCAUCUGCUCUUUUCUACGUGUGUAUGCCGGAGUCUGUCUGCAAUCAGCUGGUCACUAGAGUGAGCAGUGAAGGGAAUGCUGGACAAGCUUUGGCCAUGGAAGUUUUUGCUACAUUUCAACUUGCUUUCACAAUCUUUGCUGUGGACGAUCGCCGGCGGAGAGAUUUAACAGAACCAGGAAGUCUCGCCAUUGGCUUCUCUGUCACUGCUGGGGCUUUGACAGCUGGUCAGGUAUCAGGAGGCAGUAUGAAUCCAGCAAGAUCCCUGGGCCCAGCACUGGUCACUGGCAUUUGGGAGCAUCACUGGGCAAGUCUAAAACAAAACAAAUUUCUUUUAACAUUGGUGAGAAUGCACUGGAGAAAGAAGUUAGUGAACUGA